Messenger RNA from Lethenteron reissneri (Far Eastern brook lamprey), 3299 nucleotides. Its product is annotated as protein FAM117B-like. The record is from RefSeq and is a predicted model, not a curated record. NCBI's taxonomy places the organism in Eukaryota, Metazoa, Chordata, Hyperoartia, Petromyzontiformes, Petromyzontidae.
UUUAAAGUCGCGUGAAGUUUUAUUUCUUUCUUUCCCAACUUUUAAUUGAAAACUCGGGUGGUCCCUGGUGCCGCUGUUGGUUCCUCCUCGGACCAUGAUGUCGCAGGGCCCCCAGAGGACACGCCGAGGCGGCGGGGUGGUGGCCCCAGCCGGUGGCACCUGCUCGCCCACCCCGCCAGGCGCGGGUGGCCCGAGCCGGCCGCAGCCCCUGCGAGCCACUGUGCCCUUCCAGCUGAAGCACGGAUCGCCGACCCGCGGCACCGCGCACCCCUCCUCGACGACGCCGGCUGCGUCGUCGUCGUCCACCGCCUCCUCCUCCUCGCCCGCAGCUUCGGCUCCGUCCCCGGCUCAGCCCCAGCAGCCUCCUCCUCCGUCCCCCGCACUGUCUCCGGCUGCCUCCGUGGCGGCGGCGGCUGCGGCGGCUGCGUCGUCGCCGACCCCCCCGUCAGGGUCGGCUUCCUUGGCGUGGGGGGCCGCCGAGCAUGGGCGGCUGAGGCCCCGGCGUUCGCCAGAGCACAGGGACUCCCCCGAGAGGCGCAGUCCCAGCUCCCCCGUGUGUAAAGUUGAAAAGAACAAGUUUCAGCAUGCGCCUUCGCACAUUCGACGUACAUCCUCACUGGACACCAUCACGGGUCCCUACCUCACAGGACAGUGGCCACGUGAGCUGCCUGGAAGGGGCUCUCCUUGCAUGCGCGACAAGUCCACACAGACUCCAAGUUCUUGGACGAAAGAUUCUUCUGAGAAGAAAAAAGGCUCGCACAAACGUUCUGCAUCUUGGGGAACCUCAGACCAAUUAAAAGAGAUUGCUAAGCUCCGACAGCAUCUCCAAAGAAGCAAAAAGAGCAGCAAGCACCAGCGAGACAAGGAGAGGCAUUCACCCCUGCAUGGAAAUCAUGCAGCCAUCCACCCAGCACAGGUAUCUAUUUCAAGGGCCAUUCCAAUCCCAGUGACGAGCAUUGCCUACGCCCGCACUUCUCUGCCACGGAUGAAGAACAGUGUAGAAGGAGUCAACCAGGAGAUUGAGCGCAUGUUCAUCAGUGAAGACAGAGAUAAAGACGGCGUUCUCAGGCCGUGCGAAAGCGAAGAUGGGCGUCGCGCCCCCGUGCCGAGCCAGCAGCGCAGCGUGGACACGCAGACGCCCUCAGGGCCGCAGUGCAGCCGCGAGAGCAGCAGCAGCAGCGGCACGAGCAGCACGAGUAGUAGCAGCAGCGAGAGCCGCUCACACUCCGUGUCUCCAAAUGUUUCCGUGGCCGCCGCCGCUGCCGCCGAUAACAAUAACUACAGCCCCUGCUGCACCGACGAGCUGCUGGCGCAGUGCAAAGAAAAAGAAAAUGGUGACAGCUCUCCACUCCCUAAAUACGCCACAUCGCCCAAACCCAACAACAGCUACAUGUUUAAACGGGAGCCACCCGAGGGCUGCGAGAAAGUCAAAGUCUUUGAAGAAAUUUUACCCAAACAACUUGGUGAGAUUCCAACGUUUUACGGCCCAGACAAAAACAAGGUGAACUUCAUACCGAAGAGGAGCUCUGCAUUUUGCCCCGUCAGCAUUAUGAAACCACUGCUCUUCACCCCAGAACUGGCCAUAAAAGGUUUCCCUGGUUUGGGACCCAUGCCUAUCACGGGGGGCUCAGCCACAAUGGUGGUGGUGGCCCAUGCCGCGUCCCAGGCCAUGCUGACGACGGCACAGCUUCUGGAGGAGGGCGGCUUCAGCAGCAUCAACAGCAACCUCAAUGCAAAUGGGCUAAACAGCAGGGUGGUAAGCCCUGCCAGCCAAACGACGACGAUGCCACAGCAGCAGCAACAGCAGUGUGGCUCCUCACUCGCCGUCCCAGGAACCACGCUUGUCUGACCGCGGAGCUGGCCUCCGCACACGCACCUUAGCAGCCGUGUUGGCGCACACACACACACACCCACACACACACACACUCCCCUUAUAGGCAUUACUUGUAACUUGUCUCAGAGCUCUCGGCCACUGCAAACAUGCACAAAAUAAUAAACUUUCUUAACUGGAAAAUGUAUAACAUAGGCUGCCGCGCAGUAUGGUAAAUGCCGUGUAAUUUUUUUUUUUGCUAAGCAAUUGCACAAAAUGUGUCCUUUCAGUUCCAUUGUAAACCAAUAUACUGGUUUUUCUUUGUGUCUCAUUGCGUUUUGGGUUAAAAGGUUGAGAUUAACUUUUCACAGUUGGUAUGGUUUUCCAAGAAAGAACUACCCAAAGUUGCAUGUGAAUAGGUCAAACAAUGUAAUGUUGUGAAAGUAUGUGUUUUACCUAACGUAAUGCAGUCUCAGUAAUUUCUUCAGACCCUUGGCUGAGCCCAACUGGCGAUAUACUAAUUGUUGUAACUCAGGUAACUUUCACUGAAAGCGUGUUUGCAGUGGGUAUUAAGGACAGAGCAAUAAAGCAAGCUAAAAAAAUGUUAAGAAAAGAGUAGUUGAAGUUGAAUUAGUAACUGGUGAUGAGGAAAUGCUGCAGGAUGAACAGUCAGGUGUUCCCACGUUGCCUUUCAUUAAUACAUUUGUUUUAUAAGAUUCUCCCAGUGAGGACUCCAAUGGAAUUGAUCUACAGUGGCUAAAAAGACUUGGAGGAAGAGAAAUCUACUGUGUGAUGUAUAACAUCAGUCUAGUGAUUCAUGCUUAGACACUGGUAUUAUAAUGCUAUUUCCUGCCAUUGUGUUAUUGCGUGUUAAAAAAAAAUGUGUGUUUUAGUAUUAAACUGUUUAGUGGUUUCCAAAUGUACAACAUUCCAUGUUAAAGGAUAAAAAACAUUCCUUGUUGGUUGUUUGCAAAAAAAGAAAGAAAAAUACAAAAAAAAUUCACAAAACCCCAGUUUUUAAAGACCUUUACUCUACAAAACGUUCCUUGUAUAAUCAUCCAGAUCUUUACAAAAUGCUCUUUCUAUAUGCGUUUGAAUGCUGUUUGUUGUAUUUUUCUGAAAUGAAAUAUCUAUUUUAUAACGUUAUGAAAUCAUUCCUUGCUUCAUACACACGUAUUGCAGGCCACAGCUUUAGUAUUUGUUCUGUUUCCGUCAUGGUUCUGUGCCUGUUAAAUGUGUUAGGUUUUGUUCCUCUUCCCCUGUUCCAUUUUUUUUCAUUUAUCAGUUUACUUUAUCAGAGCAUGCUCUUUCCGAUUGCUUAGGGCUGUAUUUAUGGAUUUUAUUUAUGGCAGGUAGUUCAAGUAAAACCAACUUGAUGUAUCCUGAAAAGGCAUUUCAUGACAUGUGGGUGAUGAUUAUAUGGAACCCUUUGAACGUUGCAAACUGGUUAUGGAUUUGAAAGUAAACAAUAAAAGUGUUAUGAAAUGUU